ACAAAAGAAGAAGAAAUGUACGUGACGUCCUAAUGGUUGCUAAGUGAUGUUCUACUUUACGGAAGUUUCUAUCGAGUGUCUUCACUUUGAAACUUAAAAAUGCAAUAUUCCGGCUAAAGUCGUUUUCAUUAGAGCUUUCAAUGGUUAGAAUAGACUGUUUACCGUAUUUCUGCUCUGCAUCGCUGUAUCAGACUGCCUUUUUAAUUAAAAACUGACCGCAGCAGUGGGAUGCUAGUUAGCUAGCUAACUAAGCUAACGACAACAACAUGGCACAAGUUCCUCCUCCCGGAUCAGUCGUAGUGGCUGACUGGCAUCGAUGUAAAGACAGCAAAGAAUAUUUCAGCAAAAUCCUGCACAAGAGGAGACGCAGAAACUUUGGCCUGUUGGAGUCUCCAGUGAUGCCUCCGAAUGUCGCUGUGGACACAGUUCACUAUAAGAUCUUCAUCUCUGGCAAGACUGGAGUUGGAAAAACUGCUCUUGCUGCACGUCUGGCAGGCCUGAAUAUCCCUAACAUGUACUAUGAAACCACAGGUAUUGAGACGACAGUGGUGUACUGGCCAGUGAAGCUGAGAGAGAGCGGCAGAGUGCUUUUCUUCCGUCUGCAGCUGUGGGACUGCGGAGAGAACGCCCUCCGUAGAUUUGACCAUUUGCUCCCAUCCUGUAAGGAGCAGGUGGACGCUGUGCUUUUCCUAUUCUCCUUCACCGACAGGACGUCCUUUGACGAUCUGUCAAAUCAGAUUGCAAAGUGGACCGGGACCCGUGAAAGUCGUGUAGUGAAAUUGGUGGUUGGCACCAAAUUUGACCUUUUCAUGCACUGUGAUGUGGCAGAGAGAGAUGUGAGGGACUUCCAGGAGACGUGGGGUUUACCGGUGCUGCGUAUGGGAGGGGAGGUCAGUGACGGGCUGGGUGACGUGUCUCCCCUCCUCAACUGCCUGGCAGAGAACUUGUGGCAUCAGGACUGUGUUGUAGCCAGAUCAUCCAGCUACCAUUCGCAGCAGGAGACAGGAACGCUAUAUUAAUAUUAAACAUGGACUUCAGGAUCUAGAUUUCUGCAUUAGCAGCUGAUCUAGUAAAACCCCUAAAUGGAGGAGGCUACUAUUAAAUAAUAAAUGGACUAUUUUAAAGUAUCUAACAAUA
Acanthopagrus latus (yellowfin seabream) is the source of this 1137-nucleotide messenger RNA. It is a transcript of the gene cplane2, whose product is annotated as ciliogenesis and planar polarity effector 2. Lineage: Eukaryota; Metazoa; Chordata; Actinopteri; Spariformes; Sparidae. The coding region runs from base 267 to 1019 and encodes 250 amino acids. The transcript has 5 exons. The record is from RefSeq and is a predicted model, not a curated record. Gene Ontology annotation, molecular function: GTP binding; GTPase activity.